This is a messenger RNA of Adineta steineri, 612 nucleotides long. The record is from the annotation of a GenBank genome assembly. Lineage: Eukaryota; Metazoa; Rotifera; Eurotatoria; Adinetida; Adinetidae.
AUGUCUUCAUCCUCCACAACCAGUAGUGUACCAUCUAUUUGUAAUGAACAUUCUCUUGCUCGUAUAAAUAGUAUCAUUAAACAAUUUAAUUUGAUUGAAUUACCACGCGAAGGUGGUUUAUAUCAACUAAUCGAUCAGUCUUCUAUCGAAGUAUCUCUUUCAUCCCAGUUAAAAUUACAUGCUCAAAGUCAUAUUUAUUAUAUGUUAACAUAUUCACGUCCAGAUGAACCACAAUUAGCACAUAACUAUUUACAUUCAAUAGAAAAUUCUGAUGAUUUACACAUAUUAGUAGAAGGUGAUAGUGUAGACUAUUAUUUAUUUUACGAAGAUGGUCAUGUUGAACAUAAAAUCUUAGGAAAUGAUUAUACUGCUGGAGAAGUACCAGUUAUAUCAACUCCAGGUACGAUUAGUUCCAAAGCUUUGAAAUUAAGACCUGGAAAAAAUGGAUUUGCAUUUAUUGUAAGUGUUAUAACCCCAGAAUGGACACCUGACAGAUGCAAAAUUGGUGCUGGACAAUCGUUUCUUGACAAAUAUAUCGGAAAAGAAGAAUGGUGUACAAAAGAAUUUCUUACCGAGUUAAUUGGGCCUAAUUGGAUGGAUAACAAUAUAUAA